Messenger RNA from Oncorhynchus masou masou (cherry salmon), 858 nucleotides. RefSeq names its product SAP domain-containing ribonucleoprotein-like. Gene Ontology annotation, biological process: poly(A)+ mRNA export from nucleus. Gene Ontology annotation, cellular component: nucleus. The transcript has 11 exons. The record is from RefSeq and is a predicted model, not a curated record. The coding region runs from base 69 to 704 and encodes 211 amino acids. Lineage: Eukaryota; Metazoa; Chordata; Actinopteri; Salmoniformes; Salmonidae.
UACGCCUUUCAGCAAAGCGUACUACCGCAUUGGAUAUUUUGUUUCCGCUCUUACCCGAUACAAACAAGAUGGCCGACGUUGUUGAAAUCCAUAAAUUGAAGUUGGCUGAGCUCAAGCAGGAAUGUGCUGUGAGGGGAUUGGAGGUGAAAGGAAACAAAGGUGACCUUAUUGGACGGUUGCAGGCAUACCUUGAGGAGCAUGAAGAUGAGGUGAAUGAAGAGGAGGUCUUGGGAGAGUUAGAGGAUGAUUCUAAAGAGGAAAUCAAUGAAAGACCUGCAGAAGAGGCAGCAGGAGAGACAGCUGUACCUGAAAAGGAUCCUGAGAAGAAAGUUGUGAAAAUCACUGCCCCAGCAGCUGCAGGGGAGAAGCUGCAAAAGAGGGCGGAGCGUUUCAACCUGCCUGCCACUGCUGAUAGUAAGAAAGAGGCCCGUGCUGCCAGGUUCGGUUUACCAGCUCCAACGCCGGCUUCCACACCAGGUGCACCAGUUGCGAAUAGCAAACCAACUGUCAGCGUUGAGGUCCUGAAGAAGCGGGCAGAGCGCUUUGGCAUGAAUGUCUCCCCUGUUGCCAAAACGGUUGAAGUUGACGAGAAACUGAAAAAGAGGAAGGAGAGGUUUGGGAUUCUCACUGCUGCUGCUGCAGUUGGGGCUGAAGAUAGUGAGGCAAAGAAGAGGAAACGCGCAGAGCGAUUUGGAAAUAAUUGAUUCGACAAUUUUUUUACUUUUUUUAACACGUCAUUGUAUUUUUUAAACUUGUAUCUCUUGUUUUACAGUGGUAAAAUACCAACCUAUCCUGUUUAGUAAAAACAAAUAUUUACAGUAUGUAAAAGUUUGGACAAUAAAGAUAUUUUCCAAUUUC